UCCUCUCAGUGUCGCAGCGCCGUAUCUGUUUUACGACAGAUGGAACGGUGGGUGCCGUCAAGUGUUUUCCUGCACACAUGGUACACAGUUCGCCAUGGAGGCCAGAUCAAGAAAGAAAUCAUUCUCUGUUAAAGAUGGGAAGAAACCUGCAUUCAAAGGGAAAGGCAAGCCUGAGGGAAAGUCUCCUGGUAAACAUCCAUUCAAGCCUCACAACUCUGACAGAAAGAAGACUUUUGGAAAAUCUGGAGGAAGUGGGGGACCACAGAAAUUCAUGAAACAACUUCCUGCAGAUAGAAAGAAUGCCAAAAGAAAACUAUCUGAAGGGGAUAUAAAAGAGGUUGAGGAAAGUGAGCCAAAGAAACCGAAGUGGAAUGAGUUGAAGCAAAAGAAGAAAGAGCUAAAACAGAACCGACAACAGAAUGAUAAGAAGGGGACGUACCCCAUUGUGAUGAGAGCCAAACAAGUGUGGGAGAUAGUUAGACGGAAGGACUGUGAUAAAGAAAAGAGAGCAAAGCUGUUGAAAGAACUCCAAAUCCUUGUACGAGGCAAAAUUAAAACGAUUGCGUUUGCCCAUGACUCGACUCGAGUACUUCAGUGCUUAUUUCAGUUUGGAAAUGAUAAGCAAAGACAAGAAAUCUUUGAUGAGCUCAAAGAUCACAUGGUGGAAAUGAGCAAAUCCAAAUAUGCUAAAAACAUUGUAAAGAAAUUUUUAAUGUAUGGGAACAAGCAGCAGGUCGGGGAGGUGAUGCUGGCCUUUAAGGGUAAUGUCAGACAGAUGUUGAGGCAUUCAGAGGCUUCAUCUGUGGUGGAGUAUGCUUACAAUGACAAAGCCAUCCUCUCACAGAGACUCAUGCUUACAGAGGAGCUCUAUGGCAACACAUUUCAAGUCUGCAAGUCUUCAGUAUGUUCUACGUUAGAUAAGGUUCUGGAGAGCAAUCUAGAGAAACAUGAGAGCGUCAUGGAAGAAAUGCAGCAGAUACUCACCCCAAUGGCACAGAAAGAAGCGGUCAUUAAACAUUCACUCGUCCACAAAGUGUUCCUAGACUUCUUCCUCUAUGCACCAGCCAAACAGAGAACAGAGAUGAUCGAGUCAAUAAGGGAAUCAGUUGUAUACAUGGCACACACUCACGAUGGAGCUCGUGUAGCCAUGCAUUGCCUGUGGCACGGCACAUCCAAGGACAGGAAGGUUAUUGUGAAAACACUGAAGACCUACAUGGCACAGUUUGCAAUGGGAGAAUAUGCACACCUAGUUCUCCUUGCAGCCUUUGACUGCAUCGAUGACACCAAACUGGUCAAACAAGCCAUCAUAUCAGAGCUGUUGAGUUCACUGUCAGAGAUCAUCAGCAAUAAAUAUGGCAAGAAGGUGCUGCUCUAUCUUCUCAGCCCUCGGGACCCAGCUCACCUAUUACCAGAAAUCAUUCAAGUUCUGGAGAAGGGUGAUGGCAAUGUUCACAGUAAAAAGGAUGUGGCUCUGAGGCGGCAGGAGCUGUUGGAGGCGGUGUCCCCUCCAUUACUGAAGUACCUGUGUGAGAAUGCACGCUCCAUGGUGAUGGAUAAGGCCUGCAGCGUGGUGGUCAGUGACAUCCUGGGAGCAGCAGUCGGAGACACCCGACCUGCCAUGGAGGCUGUGGCUGAGCUGGCUGCUGAAGACUUUAUGGCCGGUGGUGUAGAAGGCCAGUUGCACAUGGCUGAGCACCCUGCUGGACAUCUUGUGCUGAAAUGGUUGAUUGAGCAGGACACCAAGAUGAAGGCAGCAGGACAAGAAUGUUUCUCCAGAGUUUUACUGGAGAAGGUGGGGUUAGAAAAGCUAAAGACGUGGGCUUCAGUCAACCGUGGGGCCAUUGUUCUCUCCUGCCUCCUUCAGAGUGCAGACGAAGAAGUUGCAGAAGAAGUAAAGAAAGCUUUUCAGCCCAUUAUUCCUAAACUACAAAAAAUAGAGAACUCAAAAGGAGUGGAAGCUCUGCUCGAGAAACUGGCCUAAAAAAAGAAAGAAUAUUGGUAUUGAUCAACGGCUCACAUUUUCACACUGUAUCCUGACAGUGCUGGAGUGCAAGACCAAGGUCGUAACUCAUUUAAAGGCAGCCAGGCUUGCUUUUCCCACAGCCUUGUCUUAGUGUAAUUUACAGGGGGGGAUUCUCAGUUGAAAAUCCUGUCUCCUUCUUUAGGACUUGGCUUAAGCAGUCUUUAGUUUGUAAUUAUGUGAGACAACCCCAGUCGAGUUGUGCAAAGGAUUUUCUACUUUCUUUUUCCCUUUUUUUU
Molecule: messenger RNA, 2259 nt
Organism: Pygocentrus nattereri (red-bellied piranha)
Lineage: Eukaryota; Metazoa; Chordata; Actinopteri; Characiformes; Serrasalmidae
Gene: pum3
Product: pumilio RNA-binding family member 3
Exons: 18
Coding region: 95-1981 (628 amino acids)
Biological process (GO): regulation of translation
Cellular component (GO): nucleolus
Molecular function (GO): mRNA binding
Source: RefSeq, a predicted model, not a curated record